AGUCCCGCCCGCGUCCGGUCUCCCUCCUGUCCUGCGCGGCACCGCCUCCGUGUGGGGAAAGAUGGCGGCGCCCGAGGCGGCGUGGAACCGGGUGGAGGUGCCGUGGCCGGCGAGCAGCGCCACGGUGGCCCUGACGGCUGAGCACCCUGCAGUGAGGUGUCUGCCGGCGCUGCGGCGGCUGUGCGCCAUGGCCCGGAAGCGGCUGUCGGGGACGGGCCUGGCCGUCGAGGAACGCGUGCUGCGGGCCGUGCUCUACGUCUACCACAGCAGGCUGCUCCGGCACCGGCCGUACCUGGCCCUGCAGCAGGUAGAGCAAUGCUUGAAGCGCCUAUGGAAAAUGAACUUGGUGGGCUGCAUUGAAACCCUGGCAGAACUUAUUCCCAAGAAAAAUACAUCCCAAGGCCAUGCAGAGUGCUUAGUUCCCAGCCAGCCUAUACUGGAAACAGUGGCUCUGAAGGUAUUGGGAGGCUGCAAGCUCAUAAUGCGCCUGCUGGACUGUUGCUGUAAAGCUUUUCUCUUGUCCAUUAAACAUCUCUGCUCAGAAGAAUUCAUACUUUUAAACACUGUGGCUUCAGGGAUGUUGAGCCGGCUAUGGAUUCAGUACAGGUGUGUGUUGCAGAGCCUUGUGUCCUUGUAUGGCGUGUUAUCAAUAUCGCUUCAUCUGGUAUCUGAGACCCAACAGAUGCCUUACAUCAGGGGUUUUACCUUCCCGUCUGAUAUUUGUAACUUCCUUGGAGUUAAUGUUUCUUCUGAGAUGAAGAAGCAAAAGGCUAGAAUGCUUACAACAAAGAAACCUACCAGCUGGAUGAAGAAGUUCUUCCCAGCAAUGCCAGAGGCAGUGUCAGACGUUGGGAAAAAGAGAAGUUCUGCAACCUGCAGGAGUGCUGUGAAAAACUGUAGCAUCCCAUGCCUCAUGGACAUUGGAGAGCCAGUUCUGGUGACUGGAGCCAGCAGAGGGAAGCACCUGGGGCUUCAUGUGAAGAGCUUACUUAGACCAUCCAGACCUCCAGCACAAGAGCGUAUAAGCAUUGCAUCAACACCUUUCAAAGCAAAGUCGGCAUCACUUUCCUCUCGUAUAGCAAAACUGGAGCAUGCUGGGUUUCUUGUACAGUUGGUCCAAAGAGCUACAUCGUUUGGUGAACUGUCAGAGGCACUCAGAAAAGUUAUUCUGUGGUGCAAGGGCAACAAAUUCAAGCCAGAAGCUUAUUUUCUGCGUAACAAGUUGUUGAAAAGCACCCGGCUGCACCAUGUGGAGGCUCAAGGAUGCAGCUUGAAGAAAAAACUGUGCUGUGUCAAAACAUCUGUCCGUAAAUACCUCCUGUACGGGUCACAGAAGGCAUGCUGGCCAAAGCAGCACCUCCAGGCACGGUUCUGUCAAAGGAGGUUCAAAUCAUCCACAUGUUUGAAGAGAACUCUGAAGACUGUUUGGCAAAAACCUCCUGAGCUUGCUGGAGUCUGUGAGCACAGUGCAUCACCCAUUCUCCCAGUUUACCAGGAUGGGCCUCAGAGUCAGGCAGGAUGUUCCAGUGCUGACAGAGGCCGUGUCAAACUAAGCACAGCAGAGACCCCUAAGCGGCUGCUGCUAGAAGGAAGCCCUGGCCCUGUGUGGAAAGAAGGUACUGAGAACAUGGAUAUUGAUUCUAUUUUUGCAGCAAUAGGUGUCUGAUGGUGGAUAUGCAAGGAGGAAAAGGGUCAAGUCAUUCCGAUUAUGUAUAUUUUUAAGUAAAACAAUCAGAAUCCUAAUGGUGUCUUGGUAACUCACACUCUGAAUUCUGCUAAGGAAGUGGCAACUGGUUUAUUAGAGUUUUGUAAAACAGCUGUUUGG
Neopsephotus bourkii (Bourke's parrot) is the source of this 1825-nucleotide messenger RNA. It is a transcript of the gene RMP64, whose product is annotated as nucleolus and neural progenitor protein. NCBI's taxonomy places the organism in Eukaryota, Metazoa, Chordata, Aves, Psittaciformes, Psittacidae. Gene Ontology annotation, cellular component: nucleus. Gene Ontology annotation, biological process: positive regulation of Notch signaling pathway. The transcript is spliced from 9 exons. Bases 62 to 1666 code for a protein of 534 amino acids. The record is from RefSeq and is a predicted model, not a curated record.